This is a messenger RNA of Aspergillus glaucus CBS 516.65, 7453 nucleotides long. RefSeq lists its product as uncharacterized. Gene Ontology annotation, molecular function: fatty acid synthase activity; 3-oxoacyl-[acyl-carrier-protein] synthase activity; phosphopantetheine binding. The record is from RefSeq and is a predicted model, not a curated record. The transcript is spliced from 6 exons. Bases 79 to 7341 code for a protein of 2420 amino acids. NCBI's taxonomy places the organism in Eukaryota, Fungi, Ascomycota, Eurotiomycetes, Eurotiales, Aspergillaceae. Gene Ontology annotation, biological process: fatty acid biosynthetic process; secondary metabolite biosynthetic process.
GCCGCUAGUCAGGGAAAGCAGUCAAACUAGAAUUGGCCAAUAAUCGCCAAUUGAUGGUGGUAUAUAAACUCGAUCGGAAUGCAUCGUGUCAAUAUACUUCGAAAAUUCAACAACCUCAUCAUGCCUGCCACAACCCCCAACACUCUCAUCCUCUUUGGACCACAAAUUACUCGUCUCCUUCCCGGUCAUUUGGCGGAGCUGCGGGCGAUCAUCAAUGAUCCCAACUUUUCAUUCCUACUCGACGUGGUCAAGGAACUACCUUCGUUAUGGCCUUUGAUCCGUGAGUCCUGUGAUCCACUGCGACAUCUCCCUGGGCAAGAGCAGUUGCAGCAAUUGGAGAAUUUCUUCGAGACUGGUGAAUUGCCGCAGGUCGAGCCCCCAAACAACAUCAUCUUGGCUCCCUUGACCGUGCUGGCCCAAGUGACUGAAUACUUGCGCCUGGGCCGCACUGGUAAUACCCAGGGCUUCUGCGUGGGUUUCCUGGCAGCUGCCGUUGUCGCCAGCGCCCAAAAUGAGACCGAGCUGCAGCAGUUGGCGGCGGCAGCGGUUCGACUCGCUGUUUGUAUUGGAGCAGCAAUUGAUCUCGAUAAAGUCACCUUAGAUCCACAGGAUAGAAGCUUCGCAUACUCUGUUCAUUGGACAUCGAUGGCGGAAAAGACGCAUUUCGAGAAGGCACUGACAUCUUUCCCUAAGGCUUAUAUCUCCUGCGUUACGGACCAAGAUAGAGUCACAGUUACCAUCCCACUUGAGCAAUUCGCUGCCUUCUCCCUGCAGCUGUCGAACGGUGGGCUUUCCGCCAAGCCAGUUGGUUUGUGUGGGCGAUAUCAUUUGCUAGGGCGCGAGAAUAUUGUACAGCAACUGAAAUCGCUGUGCAAGGAAAAUCCGGCCUUUCAGCUGCUUUCAGCAGACGGGUUGAAUUUGCAGAUUCGGUCAAAUGCAGACACUGCUGUCGUUUCUCAUGGUAAAUUGCAUGAUAUUAUAUUGGAGUCUAUUCUCAGUCAGAAAUGUGAAUGGUUUCAAACCGUGCAGGCAGCCCUAUCAGCCCAAGGACAAGAGGUUGAAAUUGUUUCUGUCGGCGGCCUAGGGGCAGUACCUCCCUCCAUCAAGAGAAAGGAAUUACGGAAUGGAGACGCCUCACUCCAGAUGGAAUCGACAAAUGAAAAUCUCAGCAACUCUCCCAGUCUACCCUCCGGCCUUGAAACUCCCAGUGACCUGAGCUGGACAACCCCAAGUGCAUCAGGAGCCAUUGCGGUAAUUGGGAUGGCCUGUCGCUAUCCCCAGGCAGAUUCGGUGGAGGAAUUCUGGAACCUCAUCACCUCGGGUAGAAACGCGGUCAGCCCACUGCCAAAGAAUCGGUUCAACUCGGAAGAUCUAUGGCGAGACCCCAAAGGUCCAUUCUGGGGGAAUUUCCUCAGAGAUCCUGAUGCAUUUGAUCACCGGUUUUUCAAGAUCUCUGGACGUGAAGCUGCGUCCAUGGAUCCACAGCAGCGACUCCUUUUACAGGUUGCAUAUGAGGCCAUGGAGACUUCUGGAUACAGUACACAAUCUCAAUGCCAGACCAAUAAUAUCGGUUGCUAUAUUGGCGUCGGAACGGUGGACUACGAGUCCAACAUAGCCUCCGAGAAUGCAACUGCAUUUUCAGCCACAGGGACGCUGAGAGCGUUUAUUAGCGGAAAGGUCAGUCAUUAUUUUGGCUGGACGGGGCCGUCUGUGACAUUCGAUACCGCUUGCUCGUCGUCUGCUGUAGCCAUUCACUAUGCGUGCAAGUCCCUUCAAUCCAAUGAAUGUUCCGUUGCUCUUGCAGGAGGAGUAAAUGUGAUCACCAGUCCGGCUCUCUACCAGAACCUCGCGGCUGCCUCGUUUUUGAGUCCUACCGGCGCAUCAAAAGCAUUUGAUGCUCGGGGUGACGGAUACUGUCGUGGUGAAGGCGCUGGUGUCCUUGUUCUAAAGCCCUUGGCCCGUGCCAUUGCGGAAAAUGACCCCAUCCUUGGGACAAUCUCUGGAUCCGCCGUCAAUCAGGGCUCGAAUUGCAAUCCCAUAACCGUUCCGGACUCACGGUCACAAAGUAGUCUGUACGAGCAAGCGUUAGCCGUUGGUGAUGUGCACCCGAGCGAGGUAUCUUUUGUCGAAGCACAUGGCACGGGAACCCCUGUAGGUGACCCCAUUGAAUGUGACAGUAUCCGUCGUGUCUUUGGAGAUCCUCGCCGUGCCCAAGAGUUAUUUAUCGGCUCAGUCAAAGACGUCGUCGGCCAUACAGAGGCAGCAUCGGGGGUAGCUGGAUGUAUUAAAGCGCUUCUUAUGAUGCAGCACGGCAUCAUCCCCAAACAGACCAACUUCAUCCAGUUAAAUCCGAGGAUUCCAGCGCUAGAGCCAGAUCGCAUGGCCAUUCCACAGAAAUCGCAGCCGUGGCACUCGUCAAGGCAGACGGCUUUGGUGAACAACUAUGGAGCGGCGGGGAGCAAUGCAGCCAUCGUGUUGCAGAAAUACAUUCCAUCCAAUAGCCAGAGACAGGUAACUACCACGACAUCAGCAAAUAGUCUGGAGUAUCCCAUCUUUAUCUCGGCCAAGACAACGGAAAGCCUGAUCGCAUAUAGUACAGCGUUGCAAGCAUACAUUGCCCGGACACCCGAUGUAGAGCUGGCUGAUAUUGCGUGGAAUUUGGCUCGCAAGCAAAACCGAGAGCUAGAAUUUAUUCAUACAUCGACUAAACCCCCUGUCGUGUUAUGCUUUGGAGGUCAAACAGGUCAUACCAUCAGUCUUUCCGAGGAUCUGGUUGAAAAUUCAGCAUUGCUUCACAGCCAUCUGAGCCAGUGCGACUCUGUCUGUCGUUUACUGGGGCUACCCGGUCUGUUUCCCCGUAUCUUUGAUCCUGCCCCCGUCGAGGAUCUGGUCACUCUCCACGCGAUGCUCUUCUCGAUCCAGUAUGCCAGCGCCAAAGCAUGGCUAGAUGCAGGUCUAGAGGUCACGACACUUGUUGGACACAGCUUUGGACAGUUGACUGCACUUUGUGUCGCCGAUAGUCUUGAUCUGCGAGACGGAAUUCGUCUCGUCACGGAUCGUGCCCGGUUCAUCCAGAAGCUAUGGGGAGCAGAUCCGGGUGUCAUGUUGUCGGUUGAAGGAAGUCGCGAUCAGGUCAACGAUCUCCUUGAUGAGACCAGGAAAUUAUAUCCAUCCAGUACGGUCGACAUAGCCUGCUACAACAGUCCCCGUCAUAUCAUCCUUGCCGGUGAUGGUGACUCCAUCAAAGCAGUCGAAACGGUCUGCCGCACGGGGGCAGCAGAUGUGAAAAUAGCAAGAUUGAAAAACAGUCACGCGUAUCAUUCCACGCUCACCGAUCCUAUCCUUUCCAGCCUCUGGGCAGUGGCAAAGGCCAUCUCAUGGAGACAGCCGAUCAUCCCUGUUGAAACAUGCUCUCCCCAUGAGGCCUGGCCAGAGAUAACUGCAGACAAGAUUGUGCAACACACGCGCCAACCUGUUUAUUUCGUCGAUGCUGUUCAGAGAAUUGCUGCUCGACAUAACUCUGCUGUCUGGCUCGAGGCCGGAUCUGCGUCGCCCAUCAUGCCAAUGCUUCGUCGUGUGUUACCCGACUCCCGUCGCGAUCUCUUCCUUCCGGUCAAUCUGGGCCGCAGCGCAUGGAAUGGUCUUGCCCAGAUUACUUCAAAGCUGUGGGAAGCUGGAUCGAAAUCGCACUUCUGGCCAUUCCAUACAUCGCAGCGAGGCGGAAAUGGCUGGCUUGACUUGCCCUCGUAUCAAUUUGCCAAAAACAGGCACUGGAUCGAAUACAACCCUUUUUCCGGUAUCCAGGAAAAUGAUACAAGCGGCCCAACAGAAAGCAAGCCCACAGGACUUGUGCACGUCGUGCAGAAUACCAACGCACAAGCUUUAUUUUCCAUUAACACCUCCCACGAUGUCUUCUUGCUCUGUGUCAGCGGCCAUGCGGUACUUGGCCAGAGUCUGUGUCCAGCGUCGCUGUAUUUUGAGCUAGUGAUUCGAGCUGCAGAGUUAUUGGCCAAUGGCUAUACAACCGUCCCUCAUAUCUUAGAUUUGCGCAUUCUUUCGCCUCUUCCAUUGACUCCAGCUGGAAGACUGCUUCUGUCAUUGUCCAAGAGUGCAGACAGCCAAUGGGCCUUCUCACUCUCCACACAAUUUAAUGAUCAGUCACAGACCGUUCAUGCCAAUGGCACGGUAUCCUUAUUGGAUAAGUGUAGUAUAGCUGCACGAUUUCAGACAAUGCGACGAUUGCUGGGACGCUCGCGAUACAGCCAGAUUGUGAGCUCCCCCGAGGCCAACAGACUGUCCGGGGACGUGAUCUAUAAAAUCUUCGGACAGACCGUCAACUACGCAAAAUAUUACCAGGGAGUGCGCAAUGUCGUCGCGUAUGAGUCCGAGGUCGUGGGAGAUGUCGUUCUUCCUCCUCGACCUUCCAAUCUGCCCGCUGGCGCCUCGGACCCGGUGGCAGUCGAUAACUUCUUGCAGGUCGCAGGUAUUCAUGUCAAUUGUCUGAAGGAUUGCAAAGCGGAUGAGGUUUUCAUCUGUACCAAAAUUGGCGAAGUCACGUGGGGUGCAAUAAUUGGGAACGAUUCUCCUGAUGCUCGGUCGUGGACGGUCUAUUCAAAUGUCGAAAUCACAGGGAUGGGCACCGUUGCGAACGAUAUUGUAGUCUUGGAUCCAACAUCGGGCGACGUCGUUCUCAUGCUAAUGGGUGCAGAAUUCACCUCUGUAUCGCUGAGUUCGUUGCACAAGGUCCUGUCCAAGCUAAACCACAGCCCGGUGUCUCUUCCUGUCCGUCCAGCACCAGCAGAAGAAGCUGAGCAGCCAAAGAGCAGUGGUAUAUCGUCGAACAUCCAAGAUGUCCUUCCAAUAGAACCAAAGGUAAAUGGAACGGUUAGUGUCCUCCCAUUCGUCCAGGAGAUGCUCAGUGAGGUUCUUGGAGUCGGCAUCGAGGAGGUCCAGCCACAUUCUUCCCUCAUUGACCUGGGUGUCGAUUCGUUAAUGGUCACCGAAAUUGCUAGCGAAAUCAACACACGAUUCAAGGUCAACCUCUCCGUUAAUGAUCUGCAGGAUCUGGAUGAUGUCCAAUCUCUGUCUGAAAGGCUGCAGCCUCUGGUUUCCGGUCCUGUCGAUGAACCAGACGAUAUGGCUGUGCCGCCAGGAGAUACUACUAUAGACCACGGGCUGGCAUCGAUCAGUAGUAACUAUAUGACAAAUAACGGCCACGUGUACGAUACUGUCGUUGAAGAAGCCAGAUUGAGUCGAUUCCGCGAGGCCGUCUUUCCUCUUCAAUCAGAGCUGGUCGUGGCGUAUAUCGUUGAGGCAUUCGCCGCUCUGGGAUGUGACCUUGACACGUUACGUGCGGGUGCACCUCUGGAGAAAAUCGCCUUCAGCCCAAAGCAUCAGAAGGUUAUGGAUCAGAUCUAUCAUAUUAUUCAAGUUGCAGGAAUUGUCCGUUCGCAUAAAGGGGGGUUUGUCCGGACUGAUGAAUCACUGCCCCGUGCAUCAGCACAGGAACUGCACAACGCCAUUGUCGACCAAUUCCCCCAGCAUGUUUCCGAGCAUAAACUACUGCACACCACGGGUCCUCAUCUCUCUGACUGCCUGACAGGAAGUACAGAUUCUUUGUCUUUGCUAUUUGGAAAUGCCAAAGCUCGUGGGCUGCUAGAGGACGUCUAUACCAAUGCCCCCAUGUUCAAGGCGGGCACGUUGUUUCUCUCCCGCUUCCUAGUUGACGUCUUUGGCCACUUUGAAGGCAAUCGAGAGAUCCGAGUGUUGGAACUCGGGGCUGGAACCGGUGGCACGUCAAGCUAUCUCAUUCAGAAACUCACGGCUUCUCAUCGCAAGUUCCAGUAUACCUUUACAGAUCUCUCGCCAUCUCUGGUGGCCGCGGCAAAAAGGAAAUUUGCCAGGUAUGACUUUAUGCAGUAUGCUGUGCUGGAUAUUGAGCAAGAACCCCCCGGGCAUUUACUGGAACAGUACGACGUGGUGAUCUCAACCAACUGCAUCCAUGCCACGAGGAAUCUUGUUCACUCUUGUACCAACAUUCGUCGCAUGCUGCGCAGGGAUGGCAUCCUCUGUCUGUUGGAGUUGACGCAGAACCUUUUCUGGUUUGAUCUAGUGUUUGGCCUUCUCGAGGGCUGGUGGAUGUUUGACGAUGGUCGCCAACAUGCCCUCGCAUCAGAGGGUUUGUGGGAGAAGAAUCUUCUGGAGUCGGGAUACCGCUGGGUCAAGUGGUCCACUGGCGAGAAAGAAGAAUCUAACAUUCUCCGGCUGAUCGUGGCUUCGGCAUCAGACGAGGCUCGAGAAGAAGCCAACGCCAGCCAGUCUCCCGUAACGCAAGAGACAGUCAUUUUCAAACAUGCCGAUUCCCUGCCCUUGCAAGCGGACAUCCACUAUCCACAACCCAUCCAAAAUGGCAGUGCUCGUCCCAUCGCCCUGAUGAUCCACGGCGGAGGCCACGUUAUGCUCUCCCGGAAAGACGUUCGCCCCAAUCAAACGCAGAUCUUACUCGAUGCCGGUUUUCUUCCGAUUAGUAUUGAUUACCGUCUCUGCCCCGAGACCUCGAUUCUCGAGGGCCCGAUGACAGACGUGCGUGAUGCACUACAGUGGGUCAGAACCGUACUUCCGUCGCUUUCUCUCCGACGGCCCGACAUCCGCUUCGCUGGAGACAAGGUCGUCGCCGUCGGCUGGUCUACUGGAGGCCAUCUGGCCAUGACGCUUGGUUGGACAGCACCUGCCGCGGGGAUCGCACCGCCAUCUGCUAUCCUGGCAUUUUACUGCCCAACCGACUACGAAGAUCCAUUUUGGUUCCAUUCCAAUCUACCGUUUGAUGAGGCCACGACCGGUGAUUACAAUCUGUGGGAUGGUGUUUCUGACACUCCCAUCGUGGCUUACAACCCCCCUCCAUCGACGCAGGCAGCCGGCGGUUGGAUGUCGAAAAGUGAUGCUCGGUCUCGAAUUGCCCUACAUAUGAAUUGGCACGGGCAGACCCUGCCCAUCCUUAUCCAUGGGCUCAAGGAUAAGAGCAAGGCUCGGGACGGAAAGUCGAUUCUCCCACGCCCAACACUCGAACAAAUUCAAUCGAUUAGUCCGUUGGCCCAGAUUCGUGGCGGGAAAUAUCGCACACCGACCUUUAUUAUUCAUCCGAGACAGGACGAUCUAAUCCCGUGGCAGCAGGUGCAGAGGACGUAUGAAGCGUUGAUAGGGAAUGGGGUUGAAGGAGAACUUAGAAUCGUCGAUGACGCGGUGCAUUUGUUUGAUCUCUAUCCAAGGUUUGAUAAUCAUCGUCAGGCAAUGGAGACAGUUGAGGCUGGGUAUUCAUUUCUUCGUUCUUAUACUUCUGUUUAACAGGAUACAUGGCGUUACUUGGAGUUCCGGGUAGAACUUUAUGUACCGGGCAUGAUAAAACUGGUGCUUAACUUUCAAUCAGACAAACCAAAUAAUUUCUUUUGAUGCCUUG